Molecule: messenger RNA, 783 nt
Organism: Rotaria socialis
Lineage: Eukaryota; Metazoa; Rotifera; Eurotatoria; Philodinida; Philodinidae
Source: the annotation of a GenBank genome assembly
AUGCGUGUGCUUUUGUGGUUAGGUCACUCACAUGACGUAGCGUACGAAUAUGUGCAAGAUCCAGCACUUGUGCAACAAUUGCAACAAGUUCAACAACAAAACGCUUAUUUACUACACGAAUAUGAGAAAUUCCGGCAGGAUAUAGCUGCCCGAGAAAUCCACUCUUUCAACAAUUUGCAACGACAUGACCAAAAGGGAGCCGAGGAACUAAUUCGUCUAGCAUCGCAAACAGUUCCACUUCAGCUAGAUGGUGGUCGCAGCUUUGGUUUUUUCGGUUUGACAUCAACCGGCAAGAGCACAAUGAUUAAUAAACUUCUCGGAUCAGACUUAGCAAAGACAGGCGCAGGCGAAACGACCAGACAGAUUACAUCUUAUGAUGGAUCGGGUUAUCGGUUGUAUGAUAUCCCGGGACGUAACGACGAUAUUUCCUACUUCAGCAUGGAAUAUGUGGCAUUUUGGAAGGCAUUAACCAAUCGACUCAUAUUAAUUACGACCACCGUCAAAGAAAUGGCCAAAGUCUUUCGCUUGCUCGAUGCCAUUAAUUUACGAUAUGAUAUUGUAGUGAAUAAGUUUGAUUUGGUUGCAGUCAACGAAAGAGAUACAUUUAAGCAGCAAGUCCAGAAUCAAAUUCGUGAAUGUGGUCUUCGUGGCGUCGAUCAUGUCUGGUAUAUCAAUGCGCAGAAUCCUCGACAAUUUCCUGACUGGUUGAUGAUGGUCGAUAGUUUGACGAUUACCUUCAACGAGAAUCGCAGCACUACAUAUGUGUAUGCACUUGAUGCAUAA